This is a messenger RNA of Rosa rugosa (rugosa rose), 1044 nucleotides long. RefSeq names its product PWWP domain-containing protein 3-like. The coding region runs from base 278 to 703 and encodes 141 amino acids. The transcript is spliced from 2 exons. The record is from RefSeq and is a predicted model, not a curated record. Lineage: Eukaryota; Viridiplantae; Streptophyta; Magnoliopsida; Rosales; Rosaceae.
GUUGCAAUCGAGGGGAGAGGGGCUUGGUCUUGCUCUUUGCUGCUUGCUCGUCGUUGUUCGCCGGCCUCUGGGCCUCGGCGUAUUGGGUCCAAUAUUUCGCGACGGUGGGGAACGGCGUCAGGAGCUGCUUGUAGAUCGGCGCCGCCUCCGAGAUCGGCAAACGGCGGGCCUGAUUGGCGUGGUGGCUGACCAUUGUAUUUGGGAUUAUGGUGAGGGUUUCGUUGGGGCUGUUCGAUUUUUCCCUCAAAUUGCAGGCUUUGCUUACAUUUGGGUCCUGAUGGUUGAAGAAUUUAGAGUUGGGAAGAUGGUUGAGGAUGUUAGAGUUGAGAAGAUGAUGGUUGAAGACGGUAGAGUUGACAGGAUGGUUGAAUAUGAUGGAGUUAAGGAGAAGGUGGAUGAGGCCAAAGCAUUCGAAUCGAGUAUGAUGGGUGAAGAUGAUCAAGAUUAUGAUUAUGAUUUUUGUGUGGGUGAUAUUGUGUGGGUUAAAACCAAAAUAAACACAUGGUGGCCUGCUAGAAUUCAUGAUCCUGCAGAUGCAUCAAAGUACGGAGGAAUUGAAAGUGACCAAGAAGACUGUCUGCUAGUUGGGUACUUUGGGAUGGGUCAUGUUGCUUGGUGCCGUCGAUACCAACUGAAGCCUUUCCCCAGUAUUUCGAGCAGAUUUCAGGGCAGAGCAAGGCUAGAAUUUUCAUUAAAGCUGUAGAGAAAGCUCUUGAAGAGUUUGGUCGCCGUGUCAAAUUGAAUAUGACUUGUGCCUGUGUUUUGAAAGAAGAUCGACUUUCAGUUCAUUAUGCUGCAUCUAAGGAAGGAGUUUUGGUUUCUGACCGCAACUCCAGUGAACUCGGUGAAUUUUCAGUUACUCGUUUUGAUUCUGCAAAGUUCCUUGCACAUCUGAAAAAUCUAGCACAUCUUUUUAUAGUAUGAUUACUGUGUUCUGUUUGAAAACACAGGUGUAUAUUCAACUGUUUGUUGUAUCAUGCUUGGAUCUUCUCAUUACUAAUUAUAAAUCUAUAUGCCAUUGCUUGUUCUUUUGGAAGCUAUUCA